This is a messenger RNA of Oenanthe melanoleuca, 4593 nucleotides long. RefSeq names its product lactosylceramide 4-alpha-galactosyltransferase-like. NCBI's taxonomy places the organism in Eukaryota, Metazoa, Chordata, Aves, Passeriformes, Muscicapidae. Gene Ontology annotation, biological process: protein O-linked glycosylation. Gene Ontology annotation, molecular function: acetylglucosaminyltransferase activity. The transcript has 5 exons. Bases 626 to 1717 code for a protein of 363 amino acids. The record is from RefSeq and is a predicted model, not a curated record.
CACAAAUGGCCAUUACCCUCGAGGGCAGCAGUGUGCGAGCUGGAGUCAAAAGCAGUCUGCGUGCCAGGUUUAGCUUUAGGGACAUCAUUGUGUCAGGUUACCACGCACUGAAGUUCAGAAGGAUGCAGCUUCCUAGAUGCCUGCUGUAGAAUCUUCCUGUGCCAAUUUGUGUCUGUCUCACCAGCUCCUGUGCCACAAGGAAGAACAUUCAAAUUUCCAGCAGAAUCAGCCUUUUGCUGCUUCAGCUUUAGCAAGGCUGGUCACAGCAGGUUCAGAGGAGCACCAAGGAAGAGCCUGAGGAGGGAGGGAGUGGGGCCACAUCCUUCAGCAGCAAGCAGCCAUCACCUUGGCUUUGCCAUCAGCAGUUGCAGAAGGAAUAUGAAGCCUACCACAGAGGCAGAAGGUUGAUAGAUUGGGAGUUCAGAGAUCCCUUUAAAACAACCCAGAAUUAACUUCUACAUCUAGCUACAGAAGAAGGAAGGGCCAGACCACAAGAGUUGUAGGCAUCCUCACAGACUUUAAUUUCUUAAACAUCUUUCCAGCUGAGCAGGGAAUUCUGUGAUCUUCUGUGUCUUGAAAGCAGGGACAGGCUGUCUGAGGAGAGCAGGCUCUGGCUGGAGAGAGAAUGCUCAGGAUGCCCAGCUGCCUCCUAAAGCUGAGCAGGGUGGUGCUGAGCCACAAGCCCUGGGCCCUGUUUACCCUCAUCUUUGUCUUCGUAUCCUUUGCCUACAUCAAGCUGUAUUUGGGCAUCUGGGAGGACCCAGAGAGCAGAGUCCCCACCUAUGGCUUGUCUGCUGAGAUCAGCUGUGCUCACUAUGUGCCUUCUGCCUUCAACAUCACCCAUAGACCCUCUCCUUCUGCAGGAAAUGUGUUUUUUGUGGAGACCUCUAAGCAAACUACCCCAAGUUACCUGUUCUCAUGCUCUGUGGAGUCAGCAGCCAGGACACACCCUGCAUCAAGAGUCGUGGUGCUCAUGAGAGGCUUGGCCAAAGAGAAUGCCUCCUUACCCAAGCACUGGGCUUUCUCCUUGCUGAGCUGCUUCCCCAACGUGGAAAUCCGACCCCUGGACUUGAUGGAGCUCUUUUCUGGAACACCUCUGAAAAGAUGGUACUUGUGGCCUCUGCGGCACUGGGAGCCUUAUUUUUUCCCUGUCCUGUCUGACGCCUGCAGGAUUGUCCUCAUGUGGAAAUUUGGUGGCAUUUACCUGGAUACAGACUUCAUCGUGCUUAGGAACUUACAGAACCUCACCAAUGCCCUUGGGAUUCAGGAUUAUGAUGUACUGAAUGGGGCCUUUCUGUCCUUCAAGCCCAAGCACAAAUUUAUGAAGCUCUGCAUGCAGGACUUUGUGCAGGACUACAAUGGCUGGGUCUGGGGGCACCAGGGCCCAGAGCUCCUAACUCGUGUCUUCAAGAAGUGGUGCUCCAUCCGGACUAUUGAGAGCAUGAGCUGCCGAGGUGUGAGGGCUCUUGCCCCAGAAGUUGUUUAUCCUAUUCCCUGGCAGGGCUGGAAGAAGUUGUUUGAGGCAGUCAGUGCCUCAGAGUUUCACAAACUCCUUGAGAACACCUAUGCAGUGCACAUAUGGAACAAACUGAGCCAUGAGACCAAGCUAGAGAUCCCCUCCCAGGCUCUGCUGGCUCAGCUCUAUUCCCAGUUCUGCCCUGCCACCUAUACAAAGAUGAAACAGGACUCUGAGCAGCUGUCAAGGCGUGCAGUGUGACCUGUGGGCCCUUGGCUGCAGGGAUGUUCCCCAGACUGAAGGAAACUGAGUGCCUUUGACCCUCCCAAAAGCUGGUUCCUAGACCCCAGAGCAGGUGUUUGUGUGACAGCUCUCUGGUUUUGUGCCUAAUAUCCCUGGUAUCUGCCUCAGAUCCUCUGUGUUUCAAAUUUACAGCAGAACCUGAGUUCAGCCUCUCUUGCUGUCCUUUGUGAGACCUGUUGCUGCAGGGAAGGUUGAACUUGUUCAUCAGCAUCUCUCAGCUGCUCCUCUCUUGGUGUUCUCCAAUGGCUCCUCCUGUGGAUCCCAGGCUGAGCAGCCCCUUGUGAUGUUUCAACAGCUGUAAGGAGCCUUAACUUGCUCUCUGUGGCAUUUCUGAGUCUGUAAAUCACUGUCAGGCAGUGCCAAGGGGCACAGUUUGCUGGAGCUCAGAACAGAACUCCCUGGGUGGCAGAGAUCCUUUACUCCUGGGGAUAUACAUGAAGAGUAUAUGAAAAUUGCCUUAAGAAGCAGAAAACAUUUUAAAUCCCUGUGUGGCUCUGUGUGAAGCUAGUCGAAACUUCUGAAGUGAGAAAAGUUCAAAUGAUACUUCCUAUGUUUCCAAUUCCACAGCAGAGGGAUGACUUUUCUGGGACUCCUCAGGAAAACAAAUAAACAAAACAAUUCUUUUAGGAGGGGAAAUUAUAAAGAUCCUUGCUCUGCUGAAGUGAUUCUUGUAGGAUACCAACAUCUAACCAGCCAUUGUCACACUCUGAAAAAUCUCAGCAUUGCCUGUUUCUGCAGUGCUGUGAGGCCAAUUACAUCCCUUUCAUUGGAAUAUUGAGCCCAUUGUGGAAGUCCAGAGUAUGACAUGUCCACAUCAACAGAAGGUCCAGGGCUCAGAGCAGUGCUCCCAGGGACAAAAGUAAAAACUCGGAAGCACAUGAAGGUGGGAAAAGACCUCCAGGAUCAUUGUGUCCAACCUUCAAUUCAGUAUCACCAUACCCACUAGCCUUUAUCCCAAAAUGCCAUGUGUAGUCAUUUUUUGGAGCACUUCCAGGAAUGGUGACUUCACCACUUCCCUGGGGAGCCAGUGGCACACAGUGCUUAAGCACUCUAAGUUUUUACCUCAUAUCCAAGCUGGACCUACUGUGGUGCAGGGACUGCUGCACCCAGCCCUGGGCCCAGCACAGGAAGGACAAGAGAAGAGACACCAAGGGAUCAGAGGGAUGGAGCAGCUCUGCUGGGAGGAAAGGCUGAGGGAAUUGGGAUUGUUCAGCCUGGAGAGGAGAAGCUUUGGGGUGACCUCACUGUGGCCUUGCAGUGCCUGAAGGGAGCCACAGGAAAGAUGGAGAGAGACUCUUGACAAGGGCCUGGAGUGACAGGACAAGGGGAAAUGGCUUCACACUGACAGAGAGCAGGGUUAGAUUGGAUAUGAGGAAGAAAUUGUUCCCUGUGAGGGUGGUGAGGCCCUGGCACAGGUUUCCCAGAGCAGCUGUGGCUGUCCCAUCCCUGGAAGUGUCCCAGGCCAGGCUGGAUGGGGCUCUGAGCAACCUGGGAUAGUGGAAGGUGUCCCUGCCCAUGGCAGGAGGGAUGGAAGAAGAUGAUCUUUAAAGUCCCUUCCAACCCAAACAGUUCUAUGUCCCUUUUUUCCCUGGUAGCAGAUUUUCCCUUCUCCUGUCCCUUGUUCCCUAGGAGCAGAGCCUGACCCCCCUGGCUGUCCCCUCCUGUCAGGGGCUGUGCAGAGCAAUGGCCCCCUGAGCCUCUUUUCCUCCAGGUUGAACCCCCCCAGCUCCCCCAGCCCCUCCUCAUGAGGUUUGUGCUCCAGCCCCUCAGUGUCCAUCUGCAGUGACAGGCCCAGAACUGGACACAGCACCUGGGGAGGGCUCAGCAGUGCCCAGGACAGGGGGAUGGACAGUCCCUGCCCUGCUCCUGCUGGCCACACCACUGCUGACCAGCCCAGGUGCCACUGGCCUUGCUGCCACCUGGGCACAGCCGGGCAGCAGCAGCCCCAGCCCUUCCCUGCUGGGCUCUUCCAGCCUCUCCUCCCCAGCCUGCAGCUGCUCAGGGCUGUGACCCAGGGCCAGGACUGAGCACUUGGCCUUGUUGAGCCUCAAAGAUGUGAAACAGGACUGGCCCUGACAGUGGGCCCUGGGGCACAGCACCUGUGACAUGCUGCCAGCUGGAUUAAUUCCACCACCACUCCCUGGCCCGGCCCUCCAGGCAGUUUUUUUUCCCAGCAAACAGGGAACCUGUUAAAUCUGUGAGCUGCAAGGACAAUGCUCUCCUGAGAACUCUGUGGGAGCAGUGAUCACAGGCUUUACUGAAGGCUCAGGUACACGACACCCACAGCCUUUCCCCAUCCAUGAGGUGUUCAUAGGAGGAGGUUGGGUCAGUCAAGCAGGACCUGCUCAAACCCGUGCCUGAUGCACACAUUGUGUGAUUGCACUCCAGGUCAUCUGUUCCACCCCCUUCCCUGGCACCGAGGUCAGGCUCACAGGCCUGUGGUUCCCCCAUUUGUCCUUCCAAGCCUUCUCAUAGAUGAGUGUCACUUUGGCCAACCUCCAGUCACCCAGGAGAUCUCCAGUUAAUCAGGACUGCUGAAAAACAAUGGAGAGUGGAGCUUCAUGAGCUGCUUCACCAGCUCCCUCUGUAGCCUUAUGGGGAAGGAUGGCUUCUCCCUAGACUUGUGCAUGUCUGGGCAGCACAGCAGCUCAUGAACAAUUUCCUGCUGCAGUGAGGACUUCAUUCUGCUCCCUGUCUUCCAGCUCUGGAUAUGCAGAGGAUAACUGGGCUUUGGUUAAAGGCUGAGGUCAGGAAGGCAUUGAGUACCUCAGCCAUUUCCUCACUGCUGGAGGUCGUGUUCCCACCCCAGCAUGCAAUAAAGGAUGGAGAAUCUC